CACGGGCGGCCGCAAGGACGGGGCUCCUCAGCGCCCUUCGCCAGCGGCCGCCACCCCCUCACCCCCCCGUGCUCACCGCGCUGCGAUCCCACCCUUUCCCCGCGGCCGCUGCCGCCCUCUCCGUCCCUCAGCCUGGUGUGCGUACUGGAGAUGCAGAAAUCAUGUAGCAGAAUCCUUUGAGCAGUUGUGAAUUAUCAGUUUCUCCCAAGAGCAACAUAAAGUGAAGAAUGAAGGCGACUGGAUUUAUUUCCCUGUGGACAUUGGUUUCAUUGCCUUGUGGCCAGUUAGCAAAUCCUGCAGAACAUGAAGAUGUAGUAAAGCAUGCAAUAAAGCUGCACCGUGGAAAAGGAGCUGUUAUCACUCAGAGGAAGCAGUGGGUGUUGGAAAGUUGCAGAAAACUGUCUGGUCUUCUUCGCCAAAAGAACGUUGUUCUCAACAAACUGAAAAAUGCCAUAAGAGCAGUUGAGAAGGAUGUAGGACUGUCUGAUGAAGAGAAACUUUUUCAGGUGCAUACCUUUGAAAUUUUCCAAAAGGAGCUAAAUGAAAGUGAAAACUCCGUCUUUCAGGCAAUCCAUGGCCUACAGAGAGCUCUACAGGGGGAUUACAAAGAUGUUGUAAAUAUGAAAGAAAGCAGUAGACAGAGGCUGGAAGCCUUGAGAGAAGCUGCAAUUAAGGAAGAAAUGGAAUAUGUCGAACUCUUAGCAGCAGAAAAACACCAAGUUGAAGCCCUUAAGAACAUGCAGCAUCAAAACAAAAGCCUGUCAAUGCUUGAUGAAAUUCUGGAAGAUGUCAGGAAGGCAGCUGAUAGAUUGGAAGAGGAAAUAGAAGAGCAUGCCUUUGAUGACAACAAAUCUGUAAGAGGUGUAAACUUUGAAGCGGUUUUAAGGGUGGAAGAAGAUGAAACAAACUCCAAAAGAAAUGCUUCAAAAAGAGAAGUAGAGGAUGACUUAGGUCUUAGUAUGCUUAUUGAUUCCCAGAACAAUCAGUAUAUCCUUACCAAACCGAGAGAUUCAACCAUUCCUCGUGCUGACCAUCAUUUCAUAAAGGAUAUUGUGACAAUAGGAAUGUUGUCUUUGCCAUGUGGCUGGCUGUGCACAACAAUAGGAUUGCCAACCAUGUUUGGAUAUAUCAUCUGUGGAGUACUCUUAGGACCCUCAGGACUAAACAGUAUCAAAUCUAUUGUACAGGUGGAGACAUUAGGAGAGUUUGGUGUGUUCUUCACUCUCUUUCUAGUUGGUCUGGAAUUUUCUCCCGAAAGACUAAGAAAGGUAUGGAAAAUAUCUUUGCAAGGACCUUGCUACAUGACAGUUCUGAUGAUUGCCUUUGGUUUACUAUGGGGGCACUUGCUCCAAAUUAGACCAACGCAGAGCGUCUUCAUUUCCACUUGUUUAUCUUUAUCAAGCACACCACUGGUGUCAAGAUUCCUUGCAGGUAGUGUUCGAGGAGAUAAAGAAGGGGAUAUUGACUACAGCAGCGUACUACUUGGCAUGUUGGUGAUGCAGGAUGUGCAGCUUGGUUUAUUUAUAGCUGUCAUGCCUACACUUAUUCAAGCAGGAGUGAGCACACAUUCCAGCAUUUUCAAGGAAAUACUGAGAAUACUGAUACUGAUUGGCCAAAUUCUCUUUUCUUUGGCCGCUGUUUUUCUUCUAUGUCUUGUUAUAAAGACUUAUCUCAUAGGACCGUAUUAUCGCAAGUUGCACGCAGAAAGCAAAGGGAAUAAAGAAAUCCUCAUUCUAGGAAUAACUGCAUUCACCUUCCUUAUGUUAACGAUCACAGAGCUGCUGGAUGUUUCAAUGGAGCUGGGAUGCUUCUUAGCCGGAGCUCUGAUCUCUUCUCAGGGUCACAUGGUUACUGAGGAGAUUAUGUGCUGUAUUGAACCAAUACGUGACUUUCUUGCCAUCAUUUUCUUUGCAUCUAUAGGACUUCAUGUUUUCCCCACAUUUGUAAUAUAUGAACUCACAGUUUUGCUAUUCCUUACAUUGUCUGUGGUCAUAAUGAAGUUUGUCUUGGCAGUGCUUGUCCUUUCUCUGAUUCUUCCAAAGACCAGCCAGUAUAUCAAGUGGAUUGUCUCAGCAGGACUGGCACAAGUCAGCGAAUUCUCUUUUGUUCUGGGAAGUAGAGCACGCAGAGCAGGGAUCAUAUCUCGGGAGGUCUAUCUGCUUAUUCUGAGUGUAACUACUCUAAGCCUUCUACUUGCCCCUGCCCUGUGGAGAGCUGCGAUUAUGAAAUGUGUUCCGAGACCUGAAAGACGCUCAAGUACUUGAUUAGGAUUUGCACAUAUAGAAGAAUAUGUCUUCUUGCAAGGAAUAUCCUCAUUGCUCAUUGUAUUUCUAUGCAGUCGGGAAACAAGACAUUUUGAGUAGUCAGUCCUCUUAGCAAGCACUUGGUCAUGAGCCUUAUACUGAUCUAAAACAAAACAAAAUUCAACACUAAAAAAUAUUUGUCAUUUGAAUUGCACACCUUUUACAAAAUUUAUUUCUCUCUGACAGAUUGAAGUCUGCCAGAAUAUUUGUUUCCGAUCCAAUCUAUUAUUCAGAUCAUAAAUUAUUUUUUUAAAAUAUAACAUCAUGCAAACUGUG
Molecule: messenger RNA, 2579 nt
Organism: Lepidothrix coronata (blue-crowned manakin)
Lineage: Eukaryota; Metazoa; Chordata; Aves; Passeriformes; Pipridae
Gene: SLC9D1
Product: transmembrane and coiled-coil domains 3
Exons: 13
Coding region: 228-2264 (678 amino acids)
Biological process (GO): potassium ion transmembrane transport; proton transmembrane transport
Cellular component (GO): membrane
Molecular function (GO): potassium:proton antiporter activity
Source: RefSeq, a predicted model, not a curated record